Molecule: messenger RNA, 996 nt
Organism: Zophobas morio
Lineage: Eukaryota; Metazoa; Arthropoda; Insecta; Coleoptera; Tenebrionidae
Exons: 7
Coding region: 1-996 (331 amino acids)
Biological process (GO): detection of chemical stimulus involved in sensory perception of smell; sensory perception of smell
Cellular component (GO): plasma membrane
Molecular function (GO): odorant binding; olfactory receptor activity
Source: RefSeq, a predicted model, not a curated record
AUGGCUAUAAAAGCAAAAAGGACCCCAAAACCGGCGGAUAUGUCAACAGAUGCACUGAAAAUGCUUUGGUAUGCUCGUUUGCAUCCAAAUCUUAAAUCAAAAUGGAUUGUUUUGAUUGUAUUCGUCAACGUGUUUCUAUCUUUCUUAAUAAUAGUUCUAGCAGUAAAAGGUAUCACACUUUCGUACAACGACGACCUCUUUUUUAUGUCAGAAUGUUUACAAAGUUGUAUUUUACUAACACAUACAAGCGUCAAACUGGUCAUCAUGCACUCUAAUAAACGAGACUUAGCAAGAUUGAUUGAGAAAAAAUCAAAAUUUUGGCAAGUCGUUGAUUUUAAAGACACACCACUGUACCCACAGUGUUUAAUUAUUGCCACUUUCGUUAAAAAAAUCAUUCGAUUUUAUUUUUUCACAGCCAUGUCGGCUGGGUGUUACGUACCACAAGGGUGGUACAAUUUUCUCAAAGUUAUGAUGUGGUACAUGUCGUGUGUUGUUCUUUUUUCUGUACAAGGAACGGAUUGUUUCUUUUGCUCGCUGGCGAGCUCUCUAACUGUUCAGUUUAAGUUGUUGGCUUACAAGUUCAAGAACUUGACGAUUCCUUCUAGCAAUGACGAAAAUACAGGGGAAAAUCUGAUUUGGAGCGAGCUGCAAAAGCUAAUUGAUUACCACAAUUAUUUGCUAAGAGGUGACUGGACCAACAGAAUAAAAUUUCUGUUGUACUUUGCAGCUAUUAUUGUUGAGACAGGCUUUUACUGUGUGCCCUUAGAAUUUGCCAUGAAUAUCGCUCAACAAAUAGACGAUGCUGUCUAUGAUUCAAACUGGUAUAACAUAGACGGGGUUCAGCUCAAGAAAAGUUUGGGUGUUAUUAUUAACAGAGCUCAGAAACCUGUCAUAUUCAGCGCGUAUGGAAUGAUUAACAUGAAUCUUCGAACCUAUAUUUUAGUAAGUCUUAUAGGUAGAGCACUCUUAUUGAGCACUUGUGAAUUAAACGAGUAA